Molecule: messenger RNA, 1523 nt
Organism: Striga asiatica
Lineage: Eukaryota; Viridiplantae; Streptophyta; Magnoliopsida; Lamiales; Orobanchaceae
Source: the annotation of a GenBank genome assembly
CAGCCCACCGGCCCCAGCCAAUCGCAUAAAGUUCAAUAUAGAAAGCUAGGGUUCAGAACAAAUUCGCGAUUAAUUCUCUCAAGCUCUUCAAUUCAUCCGAUCAGGUUAGGCAAAUUGGAAGAAAGGUGCUGGAUGAUACAAAAUGGCUGAGAUAAAGUCAUCCGGGAGGUCGAUUGAUCAAUUGCUGGAGAAGGUCCUGUGCAUGAAUAUACUUUCUUCUGAUUACUUUCGAGACCUCUUGAGGUUGAAAACAUACCAUGAAGUGAUUGAUGAGAUUUAUGUCACUGUCACACAUGUGGAGCCAUGGAUGACUGGUAACUGCCGGGGACCAUCAACUGCAUUCUGCCUUCUGUACAAAUUCUUCACCAUGAAGCUCACGGUGAAACAGAUGCAUGGCCUGUUGAAGCACCAAGAUUCCCCUUACAUAAGAGCAAUUGGGUUUCUCUACUUAAGGUACGUUGCAGAUCCAAAGACAUUAUGGAGUUGGUACGAACCAUACCUGAAAGAUGACGAGGAAUUUUCCCCUGGUUCGAAUGGCCGAAUGACUACAAUGGGCGUCUACGUGCGCGAUUUGCUACUCGGACAGUACUACUUCGACACACUCUUCCCGCGCAUUCCUGUGCCCGUCAUGCGAACAAUAGUCUCCAACCUCGAGAGCAUGAAGCUCCCCACCAAGCACUGCGGAGUCACAGGCGAGACCACCCGCGGCUCCGAAGAGACAGCUCGUCGGCCCCCUUCCGUCAAGGCCGCCCUCUCCGUCUCCUUCGGGCAGCGGGCCCCACACCGCGCCUCCACCCGCGACUCGUCUCCAGUCAGGCGCCACAGAAGCCAGAGUCGAGAUUUACCCGACCGCGAAUACGAAAGAGAAAGGGACAGAGAUCGAGAGAGAGAAAGGAACAGAGAUCGAGAUCGAGAUCGUGAGAGAGAUAGGAGGUAUGAUUAUGAUAGAAGGUCUCGGGAUAGGCACUAUUAUGACCGUGAGGACCGUUAUCGCCGGAGUAGAAGCCGGAGUCGAAGCCGGAGCCGGAGCAUAUAUGAAAGUGAGCAAAGCCGUUCGAGUCCGUCUAGGAAUGGGGAUAAGGACAAGGAUAGGACAUCUGCUGCUAGUAAUCUUGCUAAGCUUAAGGAUUUAUAUGGAGAUUUGAGCGGGAAAAAGGAGGAUAUGAGCAAGGAUAAGGGCACAAGUCAAGCGGGUGGUACGGAGGAGGUGAUCAGGCUAGGUGGCUCGACUUGGAGGUAGGGUGAGAGAUUUUAUUAAGUUGACUUUGUCAACGGUUUAGUUAUUGUUUUGUACUUUCUAUGUGUUUUUGAAUUCUGGCUCGACAUUUGGGGAUGAAUUGUUGUUAUGAUUGUAUGGGCGAAGGUAUGUUGUUAUACGAAUCGAUAACUGGGUUUGCAGUUAUGGUUUUUAUGUGUACAUUUAGAUACUGUUAUUCUGAGAAUGGUGAUAUGGGAGAGAUGAAUCAUGGGCUUUUUAAUUUGAUAAACGAAAUGGUGGUGGUAUAUGUUAACAGAUAAUUCAG